AUGGUGUCGCGAACACCAAAGAGCUGCAGAUCUACAGGCCACUAUGGACUGCAGACAGAUGGUGCUGACAAAGUACCGAAGACAGACAGUGACUUGGCUUGGGACUGGCUAGAUACUAUCACCACAUCUUGGUUACACAAGCAUGUUACCGACAACGCCAGCGACGAUAGAAGGCCGACUAUAGCUGUUAUAGACACUGGUUUUAAUAGCCAAGCACGUUUUGUUGAUCGCAAAUUGAAGCGUCGGCUAGGUGUGCUUUCUGGAUCGAACACACAGAACCGUACUUGGAAGGAUUUUUGGCAAUCAAGCGUCUGCCCACAGGACGAAGACGGACAUAGUACAGCAAUGCUAUCAAUCAUUCAUCGAAUUGCGCCAUUUGCGAACAUCUGUGUUGCACGUAUAGCAGCCGGAGACCAGGACAUGAAGAAUGAUCCCGGAGGGACCAGCAACAAUCUUGCCAAGGCUAUCACAUGGGCUAUCGAGGAGCGAAAGGCCAACAUUAUCUCCCUAUCUCUGGGAUGGGAGCAAGAGCAAUAUGUCGCUGAGAAUCGCAUAGUCAGCAACGCCAUUAGCAACGCCCUCUCGCAUCGAAACCAGAACCUCUUGAUAUUUGCCGCAGCUUCCAAUCUAGGUGGGAGCAAGCUUGAGCUGUUCCCAGCAAAUCAUCCGUCGGUAAUCUUAAUACGAGGUACUAACAAUAAAGGGAAGCACGAAGACUUCAAUCCUUCCCUUCCAGAUGACCCUCACAAGCGGAACGACGAUGUUUUCGGUACGCUAGGUGUCCAGGUUCCAACUGCGAACCAGCGAUCUCACUUGCAACAGUUCAGUCCUAGAAAUGGAACGUCUGUUGCAACCGCUAUUGCGGCUGGAAUUGCAGGUAUUGUAGUUGGAUAUAUUAACAUACAUGACACGAAGGGAGCGUGGGAAAAUGUUAGGACGCAUGAUCAUUUCCGAACACUUCUAUACAAGCUUUCGACUAAGCCAGAGGUGCGGAAACGUUUUAUUACAUUGGAUCGUUAUUCGCGAGAAGAGGAUCAGACAAAGUUUGAGGCUGCUUUGAGUAUUGCUUCGAACUCAAAGGUGAGGAGAUGA
This is a messenger RNA of Alternaria atra, 1092 nucleotides long. RefSeq lists its product as uncharacterized. Gene Ontology annotation, molecular function: serine-type endopeptidase activity. Gene Ontology annotation, biological process: proteolysis. Lineage: Eukaryota; Fungi; Ascomycota; Dothideomycetes; Pleosporales; Pleosporaceae. The transcript is spliced from 3 exons. Bases 1 to 1092 code for a protein of 363 amino acids. The record is from RefSeq and is a predicted model, not a curated record.